This is a messenger RNA of Octopus sinensis (East Asian common octopus), 1378 nucleotides long. Its product is annotated as protein ABHD13. The record is from RefSeq and is a predicted model, not a curated record. The coding region runs from base 758 to 1363 and encodes 201 amino acids. NCBI's taxonomy places the organism in Eukaryota, Metazoa, Mollusca, Cephalopoda, Octopoda, Octopodidae. The transcript is spliced from 2 exons.
AUGACAACAAUAAACAACAUUAAAUGGAAAUAACACUCAUUGACUAACAAUUGUCAGCGCCCCUAGCGUGAACAUAUUUUAUAACUACUGUCAACGGGAGGUAAUUCACAUUACAUGGUUCUAAAACGCUGCCACGAUUCAAGCAGAUUUUAUUUCGUUAGCGUACAGACUGCACACAAAAAUGACGUGCGUUUCGAUUGCAUAUUUUCUGGAUAAUAUACCGCGUUAUAUUUAAAAGAGAGCAAUAACAAUUUUUUUUGUCACAUUUAAUAUUUAUGGUGUAAGACUUUCAUAAAAACCGAAGAAAACCUAAAAGGAAAAGAACAAGAAGACCUGUAUGGUUUGGGAUAGAAAUAUUUCAGAUUUUAUUUGUGAUUGAACAUUGUGGAUAAUCUAUACUGCUGCUUAUCUGGUCAAACAAUGUCGAAGGUUCGCCUCCAAUGCAGGCAAUACCAGCGUUACUUUUACCAUCAUAAAGAGGGACCUCACAAAAAUUACAUUCCGAAGCAGCAGCUUUACCAGCAACACAAAAAUUGUUACCAACUACAACAGACUUCAUUAAACAUUGUCAACGAAAUUUUUUUGGCUAUAGUCAAUCUGAUAACUUCCAGUGGAUUCCCUCUGUGUACAUUUCCUGUUUGAAAAACAGUCGAAAAAUAUUUCCGAGACCUUAUCACCUACUGUGAUUCUACUCUGAUCUAUAUCAUCAUUAUCUGUCCAUUUCAGGACGUGACCCUCACAACAUUGUGAGGGGAAGAUGAGUGUAAAACUAAAAAUAAGAGAGAUAAAACCCUCAAGUUCUUCAGCAUCAUCUUCAACCACAUCGGGAUGCAAUCCGAAUUUGGACGGUCUUGGUAGUGCCUGCUCAGAUGGCAGUUCUAGUUCUGGGUUAACAUCGCGGACAAAUAAUUUAGGAGUACGGGCGGGUCGUUUCGGCCACCUGAAACUUAUACUCCUGUUUCUCUUCAAACUGGUUGUUAAAUUCUGGAGUAUCUGUACUACAGCUUUGUUUAUAAUAUUCUUAAUAUUCUGGUUCUACGGUGGACUUAUCACUUUGCUUCUUGUAAUCAUAGCUUCUCUUGGCUUGUUGUAUCAUGGGCAGGACAUGUUAAUUUAUUAUCCUCAACAACCACGAAAUGCCAGAAUCUAUGUUGAUAUGCCGAGCUUGCUUAAACUGCCAUUUGAAAGCAGCUACCUUCAGACCAAAGAUGGUACCAGUAUACAUGUAGUACUUAUCAAACAACCCAGCUAUUCUUCUGUGACUGCCCCUACUGUGAUAUUUUUCCAUGGAAAUGCUGGAAACAUUGGUCACCGGUAUAUAAUUAUUUUUAUUAAUUCAUUGCAAUAUUACACAUGUAUCUAAGCUAGUUAGAUUUUU